Wallemia mellicola CBS 633.66 is the source of this 1033-nucleotide messenger RNA. RefSeq names its product DUF1766-domain-containing protein. The record is from RefSeq and is a predicted model, not a curated record. NCBI's taxonomy places the organism in Eukaryota, Fungi, Basidiomycota, Wallemiomycetes, Wallemiales, Wallemiaceae. The coding region runs from base 17 to 1033 and encodes 338 amino acids. The transcript has 5 exons.
ACCAAGAUAGAAUGUUAUGAGGAAACCUUACAAUAUCGACGAUAGUUUUGUAGAUAACUUCGGGAGAAUACAUUUAGACGAUAAACCGCUCCCUAGAACCCCUCCAGCGCCUCCUUUACCACCACGUCCUAGCAAAAGUGUAUACACUAGCAGUAAACCUAAUUCAGCAUUCGAUAAGCCUCAGAUAAGCUUUCCGACGCCUUAUUAUCGUGGAGAGCCAAUUAAAGCGCCAGAACAACAGAUAUCAACUCCUAAGGCAAAAGCUAGACAUUCAGAGGGUUCAUUGGUUAUACAAUCUACAAAGACGCCACCUCAUUCACCGGCAAAGCCCAACGGUUUUCCUACUAGUCCAUCAGAGAAACCUCACAGCGAGCAAUGCCACGGUAUAACUAAGCAAGCUAAACGCUGCACACGACGCGUCAAAAGCAUGAAUAGUGAGACAUUACCGCGGUUUUGUCAUCAGCAUUCGAAAGAUAUCCUAGCCCAGAAGGGAUAUUACAACACGCGAGGAGAUUGGAUAGCAUUUGAAGAUUGGAUACCACGACAUUUAUCGUCAUAUACUCAGAUACAGCUACGGGUGUUAAUGGAGAAGCCUAUAUCAGCAACUGAUGCACCUGGUUAUAUCUACGUAUACACUCUUAGUGGUUCUACUACAGUAACACAUGUCGAGUAUAAGAUAGGUCGGACUAACAAUAUAAACAGACGACUAGAUAGCUGGAGCAAGCAAUGUAAUAGAGAACUAGUACUGCGUCAGCAUUUCCCAACUUCAGUAGCUCCUUCUUCGCGCUUGCUGACGACAUUUGCGGUUGAUCCGAAAAUACAAUGCGUAUAUGUGAAUAGAUUGGAGAGGCUGAUUCACCUCGAAUUGAGUGAAUACAACGACAUAGAGCAGCAGAUCUGCAAAGAAUGCGGGUGUAAACACAAGGAAAUAUUCAGAUUGCGAAGAAUGCAGACAAGGCAGGGUACAGAAUUUGAAGGGCUGAUCCGACCAAUGAUAGAAAAAUGGAAUGCAUAUGUAGCUAGAUGCUGUUAA